AUGCCUCUGGGUGGCUUCAGACUUCACGACCUGCAUAAGAAACAAAUGAAAGAAAGAGGAUGCCGGGGACCGUCAGACUAUGACCAGUCAUCGGUGGCUGUCGGCGUUGCCAGGGAGAAAUGGGCUCAGUUCCUCAGCACCAUUGAAACACAGGAUACUCCCGGACGGGCCUUCGGGUUGACGCCUGAGGCUGAUACAUGUCCUGCGGCUGGACCUUCCGAAAUCGGGUUCAACCAUGGCAAGGAAACUGCUCCUCUCCCUGGACCAAGUCCAGUACCAGCAAUACCCUCGCCCCCCGUGUCGAUGCCUGGUCGCUGGUCCCGAUCAUCCUCCGCCAGCAGUGGCCAGUCGUGGCGCACUGCCACCCCAUCUCUGCCCACAUCUACAUCUCCACGACUUGGCCAGAAGCCAGGGUACGGCGUCCUGGGGCUUGGAAGUGUCUUGCACCUUCCAGACUAUGUAUUUGACAAGAGCUCAAUCAUCUUUGGGCAGCUUCUGCACGGGGACCAUCCAUUUGGUCACCCCAUAGUAGUCAGCGGGAAGUGGGUGGAAGGGGGCGUAGAGUACGUGAAGAUGCGUAUCUGCACCACGUUCGGUGGGCAUCACAUCAUGGACUCCGAGGACACCCGAUUGAUGCGGUUGUACGAGGCGAGUCGCGCCAGCCCUCUCUGGCACUCUGGCGGUCUCAAGUAUUUGGUCCAGUGGAGGGGCUGGGGAAAUAUGCACAACGUCUGUUCGUGCUUCUGGAGAACGAUGGGGACAACGUCGCUCAUGAUAGCGGCGCUCCUUCUCCAUGCUGGAGUGGAGGGGGAGGAGGCUGUAAUCGAGGACUUUCUCCAUGAGCAAGUGGUAGUGGUGGCCAAUGAUGAGGAAAUGGCAUUAAAUGAUUGA
Plenodomus lingam JN3 is the source of this 891-nucleotide messenger RNA. NCBI's taxonomy places the organism in Eukaryota, Fungi, Ascomycota, Dothideomycetes, Pleosporales, Leptosphaeriaceae. The record is from RefSeq and is a predicted model, not a curated record.